UUUUUUUUUAUUACCCUUGACUUUUUUUUUCUUUUUUCUCUUCCAACAGAACUUAUUAACCUCCUCCCCCCACUCUUUCUUGAACCAUGUCGUUUGCACUUUCUACUUUGCGAUGUACAUCUGCUCUUCGCAACGGCCGAUGGAUGGCUGCCACUGCCCCGCUGGUCCGUUCUUUAAAGACCACCUCCACCGCCAACAUGGCAUCCGCUUCCGAACAACCUUUGAAGAAAGAUCCCAUUUACAAGACCUUUGAAAUCUACCGUUGGAAUCCUGACAAGCCUACAGAAAAGCCCUACUUGGAGACUUACAAGGUCGACUUGAACAACUGUGGUCCCAUGGUCCUUGAUGCUCUUAUCAAGAUCAAGAAUGAACAGGACCCCACAUUAACUUUCCGUCGCUCAUGCCGUGAAGGCAUUUGCGGUUCUUGUGCCAUGAACAUCCAGGGUGGCAACACCUUGGCUUGUAUUUCAAAAAUUGACCGUGAUCCUAGCAAGACUGUCAAGAUUUAUCCCCUCCCUCACAUGUAUAUUGUGAAAGACUUGGUUCCGGAUAUGACCCACUUUUACAAACAAUACAAGAGUAUCGAACCAUACCUCAAGCAAAAUACCCCACCUACCGAUGGUCGGGAAAAUUUGCAAUCCAUUGAAGACCGUAAGAAAUUGGAUGGCCUUUAUGAAUGUAUUCUCUGCGCAUGUUGUUCCACUUCAUGUCCUUCCUACUGGUGGAAUCAGGAGGAAUACUUGGGCCCUGCUGUUCUUAUGCAAGCCUACCGAUGGAUGAUUGAUUCUCGUGAUCAAUUCGGUCCUCAACGUCGUGAAAAGCUUCAAAAUAAGAUGGCACUGUACCGAUGUCAUACCAUUAUGAACUGCUCCAAAACGUGUCCAAAGGGUCUGCAACCUGGUGCUGCCAUUGCCAAGAUCAAAUUGCUCAUGGCUACCGAGUAGAAACUAUAAAAAAAAUAACAAUCCCCUCCUUCAUUUCUUUUUCUUUUCUUUUUGUAUACUUUUCAAGCACCUAAAACAAGUACCAAAUAAUGUCAACAAAUUAAAAAAAAAUUCGCAUAUUGGAUCAUUCACAC
This is a messenger RNA of Radiomyces spectabilis, 1078 nucleotides long. RefSeq names its product succinate dehydrogenase iron-sulfur subunit. Gene Ontology annotation, biological process: tricarboxylic acid cycle; aerobic respiration; respiratory electron transport chain. Gene Ontology annotation, molecular function: 2 iron, 2 sulfur cluster binding; electron transfer activity. Gene Ontology annotation, cellular component: mitochondrial membrane. Lineage: Eukaryota; Fungi; Mucoromycota; Mucoromycetes; Mucorales; Radiomycetaceae. The coding region runs from base 87 to 944 and encodes 285 amino acids. The transcript has 6 exons. The record is from RefSeq and is a predicted model, not a curated record.